UUAUUAAAAUGUUUUGUUUUAAAUACAUAUUGAUACUUUACUUUUAAACCAAUUUUUACAUGUCUGUACAAAGGAUCAAGAUUACGAUAUUAACGCGAAUGUAAAUACCGAUAAGGAAUCUCAUGAUAUCCUUUCCGAACGCAAUGAGGACGACCCUUUAGGAUUACAAGCAGAUACCAACGUACCAGUGGACAGCGAUGGACAUGGUCCCUAUGUCCCCGGUUCUGAAACAGAUCCAAAAAAUAGACAUGAAAGCUACGAUAUACUAUUAAAUGAUUCGCUUGAGAAAAUACACGGACCUAGAGACGAUCCAACAGACCAUUUCUGGAGAAAAGUUGCGGAAAAUGCAAAGCACGAUGAACAAAUCGGUGCGACUAUGAAAUAUGAAAAAAAGAGCGAAACCCCAAAACUUCCGUACGUGAAUGUGUCGCAAAAUUUUCAGUUUGCUAAGAAAAUGCACGUUGGAAACUUAGAGCAUCAGCCCUUGCCUGACACGUUAGGAUACCGUCAUUUGACUAAAGUAGGGGAGCAUCGAGAUUCCGAUAUAGUCGUCAAGCCGUACGCUAUUGGAUGGAAGGGUUACGGAGCUUCAGGACCCACAUGCUGCACCAAAAUGCGCGUCCAUCGACCUAAGACUUGUGACCCCAAAAAAUCUGAAAACGAAGUUGAGGAAAGAAAACAGCGUCCAUCGACGUCCGCUUUAGAUUUAGGAGGACAAUACAAAAAGCCAAUGUCCCUUAUGGAUCUCGCAAUAUGCUGGGAUUUUAGACCCGAUGAUGUCAAAUUAGAACCUUCGCCGCCUAAACAUAUCGAUGGGUCUAACGGUUCUAAGGCACCAGCUGUGUUCACCAUGGUACACACUCCAAAGGAAGAUAUUCAAAAUGCAGUCAGUCAUUCUGUCCCGAUUUUUAAUAAGAAUAGGAUCGCGGAAGAUAUAGGACAUCAUCCGGUUCCAUACUUUGAAAAAGAUAUGACGAAAGAGAAACGCAAGGAUUCAUGCGAUGUGCAAUACUGUUCGCAGCACAAUGCUAGUGAUAAUAUCAAAUCGAGGUCUUCAAGUAGAAAAACUUCUUCAACAUCCGUCAGAAACAACAAAUGUGACGGUGUCCACGGUUGUGGCACACCGAGCUCUGCCAACAGAAGCUCUAAUGGCAAAAGACCUGAUAAAUUACAAGACGUAAAAGACGCCUGGAAUUCAAACAACGAGAAAAAUAAUAAUGUUGACGCUCAAAAAAGAAACAGUUUGGAAUCAUACGAUAAAACUCCACUAGCUCAGGGCAAAUUACACCAAAGUUCACCGAAUGAAUCGAUUUCAAAACAUUCAAAAGAUUCUUCGAAUAAUGUCAAACAUAAGCAUUGUUUUUCCUGUAACGGUGCUAAAAUUUUGCAAGUGCCGAAACAAAAGGAGGACUACAAGUUCGCAUUUAAGGCUGGGAAUCCUAAUUCCGUGCAGAGCGUGAGUUCGAGCGAUUCGAAGAACGUAAAGAUGCCUAAGAUGCGUCAUCCUUACACAAAGAAAUCGUACACGAUACCGACAUUAGCGCCCCCGUUCAGUAUCUGGCGGGAUGCGAACGCUACGGGCUACCCGGAGCACUGGCGGCUGGCGAGCGUCUAUCAACACGCCUAUAAACCUCCGGAGCAACGCCGUAAACCUCUUAUUAACAGUGUAUACCAGUGAAAAGAUACUCUUUCCG
This is a messenger RNA of Papilio xuthus (Asian swallowtail), 1694 nucleotides long. RefSeq lists its product as uncharacterized. The transcript has a single exon. The record is from RefSeq and is a predicted model, not a curated record. The coding region runs from base 377 to 1678 and encodes 433 amino acids. Lineage: Eukaryota; Metazoa; Arthropoda; Insecta; Lepidoptera; Papilionidae.